AUGUCAUCAACUCUCGAAACAUUACCGGAUGAAAUUUUAAUGAUUAUUUUUCAAUAUUCAGGCGAUGUUAGUACCAUACUUCGAACAUUUCUUGGUUUAAAUCAACGUUUAAAUAGAAUUCUUAUCGAUAGACGUUUGCAUUUAUUUGGUAAUUACUUAUCCAUCAACAAACAUCAUCUAUCUUCCAAUGAUUAUUAUAAUUCUAAUGUAUUUCAUGAAGUAUCUCAUAAAUUAUUGAUUAUAAAUCAGCCAAUAAAUGACGAUGAACUUGAUCAAUAUUUUCAAAUGUUAAUGUCAUUUCAUAUACAACAGUUAUAUAAACAAUCAGGAAAUGAAUAUCAAUCAAAUCUAAUAAAAUUUCAAAUUCAACGUCAAAAUCUUACUAAUGAUGAGAUUAUUGAUGUCGAUGAUGAGUUAAAUGAAAUAUUUUUGAAUUUAAAUCAGUAUCCGAUUAAUAUUACGGAUAUAAAUCAAAUCGAAUAUUUGGUUCAUAAAAGAGGUGCACGUCUUCAAUGUAAUGAAUCUGAACAGAGUUCCUUUAAUUUUACUAAAGCAAUCAAUUAUUUGUUGUCGCAAGAUGUUUCUAAUAACAAUUGUAAUAAUAAAGAAUUUUAUUAUUUAAUAACUCGAAUGUUUAAAACAUUAAUCGUGUCAAAUUAUGAUCUUUUGAAUAAUCGAGAUUUUUAUAUUUAUAGUAUUCGUACUGUUUGGUAUUUUCUUAUUUUUACUGUCUAUCGAGCAUACAAUUAUUGUUAUUCUAAGCUUAUUUUACCUAUUAAUAUGGAAUGUUAUCGAGCAGUAGUUAAUUUACUAUUAUUUUCUAUACAAUGUAAAAAAUUAGAAGUUAAUAUUGAUGAUUGGAUUCAACAAACUCUUUUCGAUAUAUUAAGAAUGGUAUCUUCUCUUGAAACAAUGGAUAAAUUCGAUAAUUUUAUUAAAAAUACUCAAUGGGAAAUAUUGAAAAUUAUAACUGAUAUGUAUAUUUCAACAGAAACAAUUUUAUGGCAUGAUGAUAUGAACAACAAAUUUCAAUCUAUUCUUGGUAAUUUAUUAAAUAAAAAUCGUGUAGAUAUCAUUCUGUUUAUCUAUCGUCAUAUUGAUCAUAUACGAUAUUUUUUUAAUCAAUCAAGUAAUUGCCGUAAUUUUGUUGAUAUAAUGACAAGAAAUCAAUACAAUCGACAAGCAUUUGAAAUACUUAUAGAUGAAAAACCAUCAGAAACUUGGGUUCAAAGUAAAGAAUUAGCAUUUGUAUUAUUAGAGAAGAAAGAACGAAAAUUCUUGGAAAAAAUAUUAAAAUUAUCACCAUUUCUUGUUCAUCAAAUAAAUGAAAAUGGAAAUAAUUUAUUACUUCAUAUCUGUUUAAAAGUUCGUGGUUGUCGACAUCGAAUAAUUCAAAGUAUUUUUACUGGUUCAAAUACAACAUAUUUUUAUAUUAUAGACUUUCGUACUUAUGGAAGUGCAGCAUUUCAAGCAUUAGCAAGUUUUUGUCGUCUCUCAAAAACCAAUGCAUUUCAAAGUAUUACUUUAUUCAAUCAAAUGUCAUUUAUUAGUCCAAAAAUAUUAACUCAAUCAGUAUUUCAAUCACAAAUUGAUGCAUCGAUUAAACAAUUUCAAUUGACAGCUCCUAAUGAAUUCAGAGCUCAAUUAAAUUUAGUACAAGAAAUGACAACUCAUAGUAAAUUACAAAGUGCUCUUCAGACAAAUUAUCUUUUGUAUUAUUACGCAUAUAGCAUCUGGCAGUUCACCCUACAGAGAGGUGCUUUAGGAUAUUUUCCUAGUAACGGUAAUUCUUGCUAUUGUACCAGCGAUUUUAAUUGCAAAAGAUCAUCGAAAAUAUACAAUAUAUAUGGAGAAGCUACUCAACUUAUUGGCAAUAGCAAUUCAAAGAUUUUAAUGCGUAUUAAUGGAUUUAAAGCUAGUUGUUUACCAGUGAGCGCAAUUCUUUUAUCAACACUUGAAUGUUUUUAUAAUCAAACAUGUUUGAAUCAACUUAUUUCAUUUUUCCCUACAAAUGAGAAAUUUCUUGCAAUGGAAUUUUCUGAACAAAGUCGUUUUACAAUUAAUUCAACUGUACAAAUGAUUGUUAAUGAACUUAUGAUAGAAGCAUGGAUAACAAACAUUUCUUAUGAUAAAUAUUUUAAACAAUGUGCACCUAAUUUAUGUACUUAUACAAAAAAUGAAAAAUAUGGUUUUACAUUUAUAUUAACAAAGAUGAUUAGUCUACUUGGUGGAUUUACAUUAGUGUUGGGUGUUUCUGUUCAACUUAUAGUAAAAUUUAUAAGACGAUUACCAAGAACUGAACCUAUUACAUUGUGUCAACGGAUUAAAUAUCUCUUUCGAAAAAUAUGGACAAGACUUAAUAUAUUUAAACAUCAUGACAGUAGUGAACAUCAAGAGAGAUAUCAACGACUAGGUACACGUUUAUAUAUAUUUAUUCUCAUUAUUACUUUAAGUAUAUUGAGUGUAUAUAUAUUAAUCGAGGAAGGAAUUCAUCGUAUAACUAUUUUAAAACCAACAGAAAAUCAAUAUAAAUAUUUUCAACAGAUCUAUUCUAGUAAAAGUAUAUGUCCUUGUUCUUCUAUUACAAUGACUUACUCAAAUUUUAUUACUAUUCAACCAUAUUAUCAUCAAGUAUGUUCAAGUGAUUUUGUUUCUUCUCAAUGGAUUCAAUACAGUCUAAGUAAUACUCAAGGCAUCCUCAAUUUAGUUGCUGAUUAUAGACUCAAUUCACAAUCCCAGUUUGAACUACUUACAAUGUUAUGUCAACAAGCUCAACAAAUAGUUGAUAAUGGUAUUGAAACAUUUCUUCAAACACAAUAUGUUUCUUCACAAAUCGAUUCUCAAGAUCUAUUUCAAUCGAAAAUAAAUUUAUUGAUAACUGAUUGGCGAUCAACAAUUUUAAAUAGAUAUUUACGUCCUAUUAACAUUAUUCGAACAAUAAGUCAAGGAAAUUUACUAAUGAAUUCCGGUUUAAAUAACCACUUUUCUGUAACAAAUUCAACUUAUACAAAUACAAAAAUAAUUAUAAAUAAAUAUUCGAAUUGUUCUUGUGCACUAUCUUCUCAAUGUAUGCAAGUUAUGGGCAUAUAUAAACAGAUAUCUGCAGCUGGAUUUCAACUAAUACUUCCUAUUCCAAAUUUUUUUAUUGGUUGUUCUCCCGUUGAAUCAUUACUUAAAUCCACUUUGGAAAUUUUUUAUAAUCGAAGUUACAUGGUUGAAAUAGAUAAAUAUUUACUCAAUUCUCUCCGAUCAUCUUUCAAUUUUUCUGCUUUAAAUCCAAAAUUAAGUUUACCAAAUGAAACAAUUGAAAUCAUCGUUAAUCGACUUAUGAUUGAUUCAUGGUCAUCAAAUAUAUCUUUUUCGUCAUAUUAUCAAACAUGUGCUCCAUCAUCAUGUACAAUUGAAUAUAUUGGCAAAAAUAAUAUAUUAGAUGUGAUUACAUCUAUUAUUGGUAUAUUUGGUGGAUUAUCAGUUGGAUUAAAACUUUUUUUUAUUCUUAUUCUUCGUUCUAGUGAAAAAAUAAGCAAUAAUCUCUCAUUUGUUGCAAUGAAAACAGUGAUAAAGAAUUUAUUUACAUGUUACAAUCAACAACAAAUGAUUACUCGAGUUCAAAUAUUUUUUCUUACAAUAUCAUUAUAUUGUAUAUUUUUAUAUUCUACUUAUACAACAAAAUUAAUAAUUGUCGAGAUUAAUAAACCAACAUUUUCAACUUAUCAAACUUUAUCAUUAAAUUAUUCUCAAUCGCUUCAAUGUUUUUGUUCGGAUAUAUCGAUACCAUAUAAAUCAUUUCUUACGAUUAAACCACGUUUUCAUGAUUUAUGUUCAAGUCAAUUUGUUUCUCAAGAUUGGAUUAAUUAUCUUUAUGGUGAAGGUAAUCUUGUUUAUCGAUAUUCUUUUACUGAUUUUCGAGCAUCAGCAGUUGGUCAAUUUCAGUUACUUACUUCACUAUGUGAAAUUUCUCAAGAAACAAUCAAUGUUAGUCUUACACGAUUACUUACAAGUGAUUAUAAUGAUCGUCAACUAUUAUCAGAACAACGUCUAGAUCAAUUAAUUCAAACACAGAUUAAUCAAUUUCAAUUAAUUACACCGAAUUCAUUAUUAAAUAUUCUCAAUUUAAUUCGUGAAACUAUAGGUGCUAAUAUGAUUAUUACUGUAUGA
Messenger RNA from Adineta steineri, 4158 nucleotides. The record is from the annotation of a GenBank genome assembly. Lineage: Eukaryota; Metazoa; Rotifera; Eurotatoria; Adinetida; Adinetidae.